UACGCCUGCGAAGCGUAUCUCGGUUGGAGUCGCAACCAGAGCGGAUUCAACAUGGCGGACCUGAAAAGACCGGCAAUGAUCGACCCGUCGCAACUCCUGCGGCCGGAAGAAUCAUUCAACGGCAAACCAAUAGACGCGUUCCGAGACUACUCCGUCGACGACGAAGACCCCAUCAAGAUGCGCGUACGCAAGACAUACUACGACAUGCACACCAACAUGACUGUCGAUUUGUGCAGGCAGAAACGAGCAAACUGGCUGAAGUUCAACCAUUUCAAAGCCACCAUCAAGGAGGCUUUGAUCAAACUAAACGAGCUGGUGGACGAGUCUGACCCUGACACGGACCUGCCCAACAUUGUGCACGCCUUCCAGACUGCCGAGAGGAUCCGGGAGGACCAUCCUGACGAUGACUGGUUCCAUCUCACUGGCUUGAUACAUGAUUUGGGGAAGGUGAUGGCGUUCUACGACGAGCCUCAAUGGUGCGUGGUGGGAGACACGUUCGUGCUGGGCUGCAAGUGGGCAGAGUCCAUCGUCUACGGCCCUGAGAGCUUCAAGGACAACCCUGAUACGUACAACGCUAAGUACAACACCAAAUACGGGAUGUAUUCCCCCCACUGUGGGCUGGAGAACCUCCUCAUCUCGUGGAGCCACGACGAGUACAUGUACCAGUUCCUCCAGCACAAUAAAGCCAAGAUCCCUGAAAAAGGACAGUACAUGAUCAGGUACCACUCGCUGUAUCCAUGGCAUGCCGGUGGAGACUACCGGCACCUCACCAACGAGAAGGAUGAGGAGAUCCUUAAGUGGGUGCUCGAGUUCAACAAAUACGACUUGUACACGAAGAGCGAGAAGAUCCCAGAUAUUGAGGCCCUGUGGCCUUAUUACGAGGGCCUUAUUGACAAGUACAUUCCUGGUGUCUGCGAAUGGUAAUGUUCACGACAUUGCAGUCUACUUUGAGGCCUUAAACUAGAGCAAUAGAUUCAAAAUAGAUUGUAAUAAGUACCUGCAGCUUUUAGAAUAAACGGGCCUAAAGGCCCCAAUACUGUUUUUAAGCUUACCGCUAGAUUUUAACAAAUUGUUAACUAAAUUAAAUUAAAAUUUAUUUCUUUUAUUAUUUAAUUAAGGCCCAUAUUUUCCCAUAUUGUUUGUAAGUAGGUACUUAUUAAUUCCUAAAUAUUUUCUUCGUACAUACCUAUAUAACUAUGUAGUAGGUACCUAAAGUAUUUUUAUCAGUAUCGACAAAUAUUAUGUGUAAAUAAAUACCUAAAUAAGAUCAGUUGUCAAUUGGACAAAGUUCCCAGUGAUACUCUGUAAGCAUGCCUAUACGCAUGUCAUUUGUAACAUUAAUUAAACAUAUUUGUAAAUUAUAUCGUGUAUAAGUAAGAUAAUGAAUAAAAUAAUCAACAGUGAUAAAAUUAAA
This is a messenger RNA of Pectinophora gossypiella (pink bollworm), 1414 nucleotides long. Its product is annotated as inositol oxygenase-like. Gene Ontology annotation, cellular component: cytoplasm. The record is from RefSeq and is a predicted model, not a curated record. The transcript is spliced from 7 exons. NCBI's taxonomy places the organism in Eukaryota, Metazoa, Arthropoda, Insecta, Lepidoptera, Gelechiidae. Gene Ontology annotation, molecular function: iron ion binding; inositol oxygenase activity. The coding region runs from base 52 to 924 and encodes 290 amino acids. Gene Ontology annotation, biological process: inositol catabolic process.